UCCACAAAACCCUCUUUCCUUCAUUUUCAAAACCAGAAGAUUACUUUCACGUAUUUACUCAACAAGGUGGCGCACCAGAGGAGGUCCGGUGAGUUCAUCAGGUUUCCUCCUGUUGAAGAUGGCGGCUCCGAUCAACCACAACAAGAGGAGGAGGAAGAAGAAGGUGGUUUCCGACAAGGCAGACGACGGAAUAGGGAUGAUGAAGCAGAUAUGUUUUUUGGACCACAAAGUCAUCAAGCAACCGAGAUGUCUGCAAUGGUGUCUGCCUUGACAAAUGUUGUCUCUUCAGGCCAAAUAGUUCCUGCUGGUGCUUGGGGUUACCCUUCUGAUUUGGACGAUGCAUGGUUCGGACAUACACAAAGUGGCUCGGCUGCUGGUUCUGGUUCUGCCCCAUGGAAGACUGGUCGGAAAAGAAGGCGUGAAGAGGAGAUUAUGGCUCAGUUGGUUGAGCCUGAACCCGGGGCUCAAAGAGGCUCCCAUGCCGAUCCAUCAUCUGCUGCAAUUUCUGUUACUGAAGAAACUGUUGCUGCACCAGCAACGGCGGAAACUACCUGCGAUGCGACGACGUUUUCAAACGAAGAAACCGGCGAGCGGCGAAGAAGAUACCGAGGCGUAAGGCAAAGACCAUGGGGGAAAUGGGCGGCGGAGAUACGUGAUCCGAACAAAGCAGCACGAGUUUGGCUCGGAACAUUCGAAACGGCGGAAGCCGCCGCAAGAGCCUACGAUGAAGCGGCUUUGAGAUUCAGGGGAAACAGGGCAAAGUUAAAUUUCCCGGAAAAUGCCAGGGUUUUCCCUCAACCGCUGCAGAAUUUUCCGGCCAUCCAAACACCAAUUUCUACUUCCCUAACAACCCAUUUUCCGUCAUAUUACCAAUCCCCGAAUCCUCUUCAGAGCUCCACCGCCGAUAUGCUGAGAGAUUACUGGAACUACUCUCAGUUUCUACAGAGUUGUAAUGAUUUCAAUGGACAACCAGCCACGAGCUUGCUAAACCAAAUAAUCCAAUCAUCUCAGUUACCUAAUAUUCAACCGCCAUUGUUAUCUUCUUCUUUGUCACCACCACUACCUUUGCCGCCUUCAUCAUCUUCCUCUGUUUCUUUACCUCUGCUUUCUGCUGAGCAGCACCAAAUGGGCAUUUUCAGGCCGCCGUCUAGUCAAACUCAGGCUAGUGGAUCAGUUUUUCCGCCGCCGCCAUGGUUUCAUCCUACUAAUCAUUCUUCAUCCACCGGUUAAAAUAUUAAAGGGUUAAUUG
Molecule: messenger RNA, 1249 nt
Organism: Hibiscus syriacus
Lineage: Eukaryota; Viridiplantae; Streptophyta; Magnoliopsida; Malvales; Malvaceae
Product: ethylene-responsive transcription factor ABR1-like
Exons: 2
Biological process (GO): ethylene-activated signaling pathway; regulation of DNA-templated transcription
Molecular function (GO): DNA-binding transcription factor activity; DNA binding
Source: RefSeq, a predicted model, not a curated record